Messenger RNA from Jaculus jaculus (lesser Egyptian jerboa), 1775 nucleotides. RefSeq names its product chaperonin containing TCP1 subunit 5 (gene Cct5). The transcript has 11 exons. Gene Ontology annotation, biological process: protein folding. NCBI's taxonomy places the organism in Eukaryota, Metazoa, Chordata, Mammalia, Rodentia, Dipodidae. The coding region runs from base 83 to 1708 and encodes 541 amino acids. The record is from RefSeq and is a predicted model, not a curated record. Gene Ontology annotation, molecular function: ATP binding; ATP hydrolysis activity; ATP-dependent protein folding chaperone. Gene Ontology annotation, cellular component: chaperonin-containing T-complex.
GGGCGGCUGCGAGCGCGUUCUCUCUGAGUCCGUGCGCUGUCUCCGCCGCUGGCUGCGGAAGGAACUCCCGGGUCCUGCAAGCAUGGCGUCCGUGGGGACCCUGGCCUUCGACGAGUAUGGGCGGCCGUUCCUAAUCAUCAAGGACCAGGACCGCAAGUCUCGUCUCAUGGGACUCGAGGCCCUGAAGUCUCACAUAAUGGCUGCAAAAGCGGUAGCAAAUACGAUGAGAACAUCACUUGGACCAAAUGGGCUGGAUAAGAUGAUGGUAGACAAGGAUGGCGAUGUGACGGUAACUAAUGACGGCGCCACCAUUCUAAGCAUGAUGGAUGUGGACCAUCAGAUUGCCAAGCUGAUGGUUGAACUGUCUAAAUCCCAGGAUGACGAGAUUGGGGACGGCACCACUGGAGUGGUCGUGCUGGCGGGGGCCUUGCUGGAAGAGGCUGAGCAGCUGCUGGACCGAGGCAUCCACCCCAUCCGGAUCGCUGACGGCUAUGAGCAGGCCGCCCGCAUUGCGAUUGAGCACCUCGACAAGAUCAGCGACAGUGUCCUUGUGGACAUAAAGAACACCGAACCCCUCAUUCAGACGGCGAAAACCACACUCGGCUCCAAAGUGGUCAACAGCUGUCACCGGCAGAUGGCUGAGAUUGCUGUGAAUGCCAUCCUCACAGUGGCCGACAUGGAGCGGAGAGAUGUUGACUUUGAGCUCAUCAAAGUGGAAGGCAAAGUGGGUGGACGGCUGGAGGACACGAAACUUAUCAAAGGUGUAAUUGUCGAUAAGGACUUCAGUCACCCUCAGAUGCCAAAAAAAGUGGAUAAUGCUAAGAUUGCAAUUCUCACGUGUCCCUUUGAGCCGCCUAAGCCAAAGACCAAGCACAAGCUGGACGUGGCCUCCGUCGAGGACUACCGAGCCCUGCAGAAGUACGAGAAGGAGAAGUUUGAAGAGAUGAUCCAGCAGAUUAAAGACACUGGCGCUAACCUGGCCAUCUGCCAGUGGGGCUUUGAUGACGAAGCAAAUCACUUACUUCUUCAGAACAACCUGCCUGCAGUCCGCUGGGUCGGAGGUCCUGAGAUUGAGCUGAUUGCCAUUGCAACCGGAGGUCGCAUCGUGCCUCGGUUCUCAGAGCUCACAGCUGAGAAGCUGGGCUUUGCCGGCGUUGUACAGGAGAUCUCCUUCGGCACAACGAAAGACAAGAUGCUGGUCAUCGAGCAGUGCAAGAACUCCAGAGCUGUGACCAUCUUCAUCAGAGGAGGGAACAAGAUGAUCAUCGAGGAAGCCAAGCGAUCCCUUCACGACGCUUUGUGUGUCAUCCGGAACCUCAUCCGUGAUAACCGCGUGGUGUACGGGGGCGGAGCGGCUGAGAUAUCCUGCGCCUUGGCAGUUAGCCAAGAAGCAGAUAAGUGCCCGACCUUAGAGCAGUAUGCCAUGAGGGCUUUUGCCGAUGCGCUGGAGGUCAUCCCCAUGGCCCUGGCUGAGAACAGUGGCAUGAAUCCCAUCCAGACCAUGACUGAAGUCCGAGCCAAACAAGUGAAGGAGGUGAACGCCGCCCUCGGCAUUGACUGUCUGCACAAGGGGACGAACGAUAUGAAGAAACAACAUGUCAUAGAAACCUUGAUUGGCAAAAAGCAGCAGAUUUCUCUUGCAACACAAAUGGUUAGAAUGAUUUUGAAGAUUGAUGACAUCCGUAAGCCUGGAGAGUCUGAAGAGUAAAGAAAACUAGUGUAAAGUGUCCUGAGACCCACCAUUGUGACUAAAUAAAGGGUGUAUUUGUGAUGCA